Messenger RNA from Ctenocephalides felis (cat flea), 732 nucleotides. RefSeq lists its product as uncharacterized. Bases 1 to 585 code for a protein of 194 amino acids. The record is from RefSeq and is a predicted model, not a curated record. NCBI's taxonomy places the organism in Eukaryota, Metazoa, Arthropoda, Insecta, Siphonaptera, Pulicidae. The transcript is spliced from 4 exons.
AUGGCAAGAAUCACCAUGAACGCAUUAGUGUUGUGGAUUGAAUCGGGUACUUCGGACAUCAUGCCUUUGAAGUGUAUAUGUCCGAAAGAUAGGUAUGUUGGUGCCAUUACAGAAAUAUCAUGGAAGAAAACCGAAAAUUAUGACGCCGGUCGAGGAAAAGCGAAAGUGCUAGCUAUCAGCGAAGAUACUGAGCACUUAAAUUCGUUGACCGUAACGGUGGACGAUCGCUUGGAUGUUCCUCCAAACAAAGUUUUUGUUUGGGAAGUGAUCCAAGAUAAUUCUGGUAUACAAGAGAACAAGAAGAAAAUACAGGUGGCGUGCAUUAAUAAUAAAAAGAAUAUGGAUGCAGGCUUACGAGCGGAGCCAACUAUUUUUGAUAAUAAUGUGUUUGAUAAUAACGAGGACAUGAUUUUUAUUGUGGAAGAAAAUCCAUCUGAAGCAGUUGGGUCUCCAGCAGAUGUGUGCAGUGACUCAGAAAUUUCUACUGAAUUCUCUGAGGAGCAUACCAAAUCACUUGCAAUGGCGUAUCCAGUAAAAGUUACCAAGGAAGACAUAAAAAACACGAGCUUUGGGGAGCCGUACUGAAGUAUGCUUAUAGGCUUCAGAGCAAAAAAGAUGAAGAUGAGGCACACGAUUAUUUUAAGGAGGAACUAUCACCAGGAUGUGGAUUUUAUCUGCCAAAAACAAGAAAAUUAUAUAUUGAGCAUGUGUCGGAGAGUGCUAUAGGACACG